AUGGCCGACAAAGAGGCUAGCGCCCCGGCGCUCAACACCGACAUCGAGUCUGGUGGCUUCAAAGAGAAGCAGGCUCCGGCCCCGAAGCCCGCUGAGGACGAGGAGGAGGAUGAGGACAUGGAUGCCCUCAUCGAGGACCUCGAGUCCCAUGACGGUCACAUCGACGAGGAGGAGGAGGAGGAGACCCAGCCCGGUGGUGGACGUGUCAUCCCCGAGGACAUGCUCCAGACCGACCCCCGCGUCGGUCUGACCGACGCCGAGGUCACUGCCCGCCGUCGCAAGUACGGUCUCAACCAGAUGAAGGAGGAGAAGGAGAACUUGGUUCUCAAGUUCUUCGGCUUCUUCAUCGGUCCCAUUCAGUUCGUUAUGGAGGCUGCCGCUGUUCUCGCCGCCGGUCUCGAGGAUUGGGUCGAUUUCGGUGUCAUUCUCGGUCUUCUGCUUCUUAACGCCUGCGUCGGUUUCUUCCAGGAGUACCAGGCCGGUUCCAUUGUCGAGGAGCUCAAGAAGACUCUUGCUCUCAAGGCUGUCGUUCUCCGUGACGGUUCCCUGAAGGAGGUCGAGGCCCCCGAGGUCGUUCCCGGUGACAUUCUCCAGGUUGAGGAGGGUACCAUCAUCCCUGCCGACGGUCGCAUCGUUACCGAGGAUGCCUUCCUUCAGGUUGACCAGUCCGCCAUCACUGGUGAGUCGCUCGCUGUCGACAAGCACCAGGGCGACAACUGCUUCUCUUCCUCCGCUGUCAAGCGUGGUGAGUGCUUCGUCGUCGUCACCGCCACUGGUGACAACACCUUCGUCGGUCGCGCCGCCGCCCUCGUCUCCCAGUCCGCUGGUGGAACCGGUCACUUCACCGAGGUCCUCAACGGUAUCGGUACGAUCCUCCUGAUCCUCGUCGUCGUCACCCUGCUCGUCGUCUGGGUCUCGUCCUUCUACCGCUCCAACCCCAUCAUCAAGAUUCUCCGCUUCACCCUCGGCAUCACCAUCGUCGGUGUCCCCGUCGGUCUCCCCGCCGUCGUCACCACCACCAUGGCUGUCGGUGCCGCCUACCUCGCCAAGAAGCAGGCCAUCGUCCAGAAGCUGUCCGCCAUCGAGUCCCUUGCCGGUGUCGAGAUCCUCUGCUCCGACAAGACCGGUACCCUGACCAAGAACAAGCUGUCUCUGUCCGAGCCCUACACCGUCGCCGGUGUUGAGCCCGAUGACCUGAUGCUCACCGCCUGCCUGGCUGCUUCCCGCAAGAAGAAGGGUAUCGACGCCAUCGACAAGGCCUUCCUCAAGUCCCUCAAGUUCUACCCCCGCGCCAAGGGUGUCCUGUCCAAGUACAAGGUCAUCGAGUUCCACCCCUUCGACCCCGUCUCCAAGAAGGUCCAGGCCCUCGUCGAGUCUCCCCAGGGUGAGCGCAUCACCUGUGUCAAGGGUGCCCCCCUGUUCGUUCUCAAGACCGUCGAGGAGGACCACCCCAUCCCCGAGGAGGUCGACAAGGCCUACAAGAACUGCGUCGCCGAGUUCGCUACCCGUGGUUUCCGCUCGCUCGGUGUUGCCCGCAAGCGUGGCGAGGGUGCCUGGGAGAUCCUCGGCAUCAUGCCCUGCUCUGACCCUCCCCGCCACGACACUGCCCGCACCAUCCACGAGGCCAAGCGCCUCGGUCUCUCCAUCAAGAUGCUUACCGGUGACGCCGUCGGCAUUGCCCGCGAGACUUCCCGCCAGCUCGGUCUCGGUACCAACGUCUACAACGCCGAGCGCCUCGGUCUCGGUGGCGGUGGUGACAUGCCCGGUUCCGAGGUCUACGACUUCGUCGAGGCCGCCGACGGUUUCGCCGAGGUCUUCCCCCAGCACAAGUACUCCGUCGUCGAGAUCCUGCAGCAGCGCGGCUACCUGGUUGCCAUGACCGGUGACGGUGUCAACGACGCCCCCUCGCUGAAGAAGGCCGACACUGGUAUCGCCGUCGAGGGUGCCUCCGACGCCGCCCGCUCCGCUUCCGACAUCGUCUUCCUCGCCCCCGGUCUCGGCGCCAUCAUCGACGCUCUCAAGACGUCGCGCCAGAUCUUCCACCGCAUGUACUCCUACGUCGUCUACCGUAUCGCCCUGUCCCUGCACAUGGAGAUCUUCCUCGGUCUCUGGAUCGCCAUCCUGAACCGCUCCCUCAACCUCGAGCUGAUCGUCUUCAUCGCCAUCUUUGCCGACAUCGCCACCCUCGCCAUCGCCUACGACAACGCUCCCUUCUCGCAGACUCCCGUCAAGUGGAACCUGCCCAAGCUCUGGGGUAUGUCGGUCGCUCUCGGCGUCGUCCUCGCCAUCGGCACCUGGAUCUGUCUCACCACCCUCUACGUCGGUGGUGAGAACGGUGGUAUCACCCAGAACUAUGGUGACAUUGACGAGAUCGUCUUCCUCGAGGUCUCCCUGACCGAGAACUGGCUGAUCUUCAUCACCCGUGCCAACGGACCCUUCUGGACUUCGAUCCCCUCGUGGCAGCUGGCCGGUGCCAUCCUCAUCGUCGACAUCAUCGCCACCCUCUUCGCCAUCUUCGGUUGGUUCCGCGGUGAGGACAAGGACGUCAACAUUGUGGGUGUCGUCCGUAUCUGGAUCUUCUCGUUCGGUAUCUUCUGCAUCAUGGGUGGUCUCUACUACUUCAUGCAGGGCUCUGCCGGCUUCGACAACCUGAUGCACGGCAAGUCGCCCAAGCGCAGCCAAAAGCAGCGCUCUCUCGAGGACUUUGUCGUCUCUCUCCAGCGUGUCUCUACUCAGCACGAGAAGUCGCAGUAA
Messenger RNA from Geosmithia morbida, 2754 nucleotides. RefSeq names its product H+-transporting ATPase. The transcript has 3 exons. Gene Ontology annotation, molecular function: P-type proton-exporting transporter activity; ATP hydrolysis activity; ATP binding. The coding region runs from base 1 to 2754 and encodes 917 amino acids. Gene Ontology annotation, biological process: proton export across plasma membrane; regulation of intracellular pH. Lineage: Eukaryota; Fungi; Ascomycota; Sordariomycetes; Hypocreales; Bionectriaceae. The record is from RefSeq and is a predicted model, not a curated record. Gene Ontology annotation, cellular component: plasma membrane.